Thermothelomyces thermophilus ATCC 42464 is the source of this 225-nucleotide messenger RNA. RefSeq lists its product as uncharacterized. The annotation marks the transcript as partial. The record is from RefSeq and is a predicted model, not a curated record. The transcript has a single exon. Lineage: Eukaryota; Fungi; Ascomycota; Sordariomycetes; Sordariales; Chaetomiaceae.
UGUAACCAUGGGCAGGAUGUCGGCCCAGACUGCAACGAUCAGCCGCACGUACUGGGAGCCGAUUCCGGUAGGUCUGGCGCCCGGGGGAUUGCAGCCUCGAAGGCUUGGUAUUCCCGUAUAAAGGAUGACGCGGCAAAAUAUCCUAAAUUCGUAAAAGCGGCUCACCGAUCACCACUUUGCAUUCCGGCUGAAGUCGACCUCGAGAGAAUCUGCGGAGCUGCGUAG